AUGCGUUUCCCACCACCCGGGACUGCCCGUCCCCCCAUAAUACGCAUCACCAACGGCACCUUCUACCGUCACCAACCCUCCUCCCACCCCUCCCAUCUUUCUCACAGUCAUCCCAACCCACCACUCUUCAGUAACCUAACCCUCACCCUCCCCUCCCACCCUUCCUCCCCUCAUAACUGGGCCAUCCUCGGCCCCUCCCAAUCCGGCAAAACCACCUUCUUACAACUUCUCCGCGGUUCAUACCUCUGCUUCCCGCCCACCGCGCGCUCCUUUCCCUACCUCUCCACCGACGAAGUAGCCCCCAGGUUGAGAGGAAACCCCUCCAAAGCAAUCCAAUAUGUCGGAUUCGACGCCACUUCCACCUCGGGCGGCCUAGGCGCUGCUGCCUCAAGUUACAUCUCCGCUCGCUACGAAAGUCACAGGGAACAAACGGAUUUUUCGGUCAGGGAUUGGUUACUUGGGAACACGGAGUUGAAUCCUAGUCAUAUGCCUGGGGAGUACCAGGUCGACCCGGAAUUAUUCGAGAGGGUGGUUGUUGAUCUCAGACUGGACACUUUGCUGGGCCUACCCGUGUCGUUCUUGUCGAACGGCCAGGGUCGAAGAGCGAGGAUCGCUAGGGCACUGUUCACCGACCCCGAGGUGUUGUUGCUGGAUGAACCCUUUAUGGGACUGGAUCCUGCUACUGUUGCGGGACUGAGUCCGUUGUUGGAAAGUUUGGCGGAGAAGAAGAGUCCCAGACUUAUACUAGCUGCUAGACCGCAGGAUCCGUUGCCGGAGUGGAUCACGCAUUUGGUUUAUCUGAGGACAGAUAGCCAGGUGGGCGCCAUGGGUGAACGGGGGACGGUGUUAGAUGGACUGAGGGCUUAUGUAAGAGGAGUGUGGAAGGGCGGACUGACUGAAGAUGAGACGAUGCCAGUUCAUGCUCUUAUUGACAUCGGUCGAACUCUUACCAAUGACGGGAUCAAGGGGGAGGGGUUAGCUGAAGAGUUGACGCGUUCGCCGACUAACCAAGCCCCUAUCAUUGAUGCCUCUACCCCAGAGAAAGAAGGAGAACCCCUGGUCGAAAUGUCAGGCGUCACAGUCCGCUACGGCACCAAGGCCGUCCUAGGUAACUGGCCUUCAGGCCUGCACUGGACCGUCCGCCGCGGAUCCCGCUGGGGAGUCUUCGGCCCCAAUGGAUCCGGCAAGACGACCAUCGUGUCCUUACUCUGCUCCGACCACCCGCAGACAUAUUCUCUCCCUAUCAAACUAUUCGGUCGGUCCCGCCUGCCAGAACCAGGGUCAGGUCAACGCCCCCUAACCUUCUGGGACAUCCAAUCCCGCGUCGGCCAUUCCAGCCCAGAGAUCCAUCAGCAUAUGCCCCGCCGCUUGACGGUUAGGGCUGUGUUAGAGUCCGCUUGGGCAGAUACUUUUUCUUCGGUGCCGAAAAUCACGCAUGAGGCGAGAGAAAAGGUGGAAGCGACGUUGAAGUGGUUUGCUCAUGAACUUAAUCCUUCUUUUGCGAAACGCAGCCAACAUACACCUGAUGAGUUGGCAGAGGUUGCCAAAGAGGAAGAGCGAUUGAAGUGGGCAAAAGAUUACCAAUUCGGUGAAUUACCCUUUUCUUCCCAGCGCUUGCUCCUCUUCCUGAGAGCAAUCGUUAAGAACCCUGAUAUCGUUGUCCUGGAUGAAGCCUUUAGCGGUAUGGAUGAUGCGGUUAGGGAUAAGUGCAUGUUAUUCCUUAUUCACGGCGAGAGCAAGACUUUUGCCUCUGCUACUGCCGCUGCUACCGCUACUUGUGCCUCUGGUACCUCACCUGCUCCUUCGGGUAGUGGUAGUAAAGGGAUUUCGGUCGCACCACUGGAGGUGGUAGACAGCGAGCAAGCCAGGACUGGAAAGGUCAAGGUGCAUGGGUUGACGGACCAGCAAGCUCUGAUUUGUAUUUCGCAUAUCAAGGAGGAGGUGCCUGAUUGUGUAAGGGAGUGGGUGUGUUUACCGGAGGCGAGCAGCGGGGAGGAGGCGAGGUUUGGGAGGCUGGAUGGGCCGUUGAGAGUUAGUAAGAAAGGGUGGGAUCGGAUUUGGGGGGUUGAUGGGCGUUAG
Sordaria macrospora k-hell is the source of this 2079-nucleotide messenger RNA. RefSeq lists its product as uncharacterized. NCBI's taxonomy places the organism in Eukaryota, Fungi, Ascomycota, Sordariomycetes, Sordariales, Sordariaceae. The record is from RefSeq and is a predicted model, not a curated record. Gene Ontology annotation, cellular component: mitochondrion. Gene Ontology annotation, molecular function: ATP hydrolysis activity; ATP binding.